AUGAUAUUUUUAAAAAUUAUUAUAAUUUUUAUAUUUCUUUUUAACUCUUUGCAUGAAGUUAAAUCACAAAAUUGUUCUGCAAGUAAACGUCAAAUAGGAAAUGAACCAAUAAUUUAUGAACGUAAAGCAGGUCUUAAGUUUGGACCUAAGGUAAUAGGAGAUUAUAAAUUUUCCAUCACAAACAAACAUCAAGAUAAAACAAUGUGUGGUAAAUGUGAUUGUAAAAAAAAUCAUUAUAAUUUUCAUAUUGAUAAGAUUAAAGAUAAGCUUAGAGGUACUUAUAACGAGUACCGUAAUUAUCAUAUCGUCGAAUGGCAAAAUGUUUGCCCAAAUGAAGAUUGUUUAUGUGUUUGGGAUAAUAAGAAAGAAAAAGAUUACGUUAAUAAAUGUAGCAAAAAUAUUGAAAGUGAUCUUGUUGAUAUCGAGGUUGUAAUUGAAUCAGAGAUAUUAAAAUUAUAUAGUAUUAAAAACAUUGCUGAUUUACCAGGUUUAUUUGAAGUUGCUGGAGCACUUACAGAUAUUUUAUUUUCAUUUUAA
Racocetra persica is the source of this 537-nucleotide messenger RNA. Lineage: Eukaryota; Fungi; Glomeromycota; Glomeromycetes; Diversisporales; Gigasporaceae. The record is from the annotation of a GenBank genome assembly.